Molecule: messenger RNA, 2218 nt
Organism: Fopius arisanus
Lineage: Eukaryota; Metazoa; Arthropoda; Insecta; Hymenoptera; Braconidae
Product: DNA primase small subunit
Exons: 2
Coding region: 103-2199 (698 amino acids)
Biological process (GO): DNA replication, synthesis of primer
Cellular component (GO): alpha DNA polymerase:primase complex
Source: RefSeq, a predicted model, not a curated record
UCAUAACUGCUGGUCAAUGUUUACAGUGCUUCCCGCCAAUUAUUUCCUUUUCAUUGAAGAAAAAUGAUAACCUUUUAAAAUAAAUUUACUAUUAAUUUUACGAUGGAAGAUGGCGGCGAGGAGAACCCAAAUGAGUGGCCAGCAGUAUCUAAAGUGGUCCAUGACUGUCAAAUAUAUUAUCAAAAUAAGUUUCCUAUCACUACAACAUUAGCCUGGCUGGCAUACGGGUUACGUGGCAAAGAACUAGCGAACCGAGAGUUCACUUUCAUCAACGCCUGGGGCAAAUGGUAUCGCUUUCAAUUUAUCAAACACCCAAGUGAUUUAAUGAAUGCACUGAAGAUCUUAAGCCCAAUUAAAAUUGAUUUGGGACCAGUCUACAAGAUUCCACGAACACGUACUGACACUCGGAAAACAGCUGCUGCAAACUUCCGAAAUCGCGAUGAAAAGAGAGCCGUAAAGCAUGAACUGGUCUUUGACAUCGAUAUAGAUGUGUACGAUGACGUGAGGAGCUGUUGCCAGGGGCCCCAGAUAUGUCAAGAAUGCUGGAAAUUCAUGGCGAUAGCUUGUGAAAUAAUGGAGAGGACACUGAGGGAGGAUCUCCAACUCAAGCACAUUCUCUGGACGUUCUCUGGUAGACGUGGUAUCCAUGCGUGGGUGUGCGAUGAAUCUGUUCGCUCAUCGAGCUCCAACCAACGGCUUAAGAUCCUCAAUGCCAUACAAAAGGUCAAGAGCCCCAAAGAUUGGUUCAAUGUCAAUUUUUCAACGGAUCUCCCACACCCCAUUAAACGAGCUCUGAAUAUUAUCAAACCCCACUUCGUGGAUAUUGUCGAGAAACAGGGCCUUCUCACAACUCACAUUGACAUAUUCAUGAAGCUACUUCCUGGCGCCAUCAGGACAGCUGUUGAGAUCAUCUUCAAGUCUUGUACAACUCCCCUCCAAAAGUGGAAGGUCUUUGUCGCUUUUAUCCAAUAUCUCAACACCAAAGCUAAGGAAAAAUGCUUUCUUGUCGAAAUGUUUAUGCUGUACACUUGUUAUCCCAAGAUUGAUGGUGGAGUAUCAAUGCAGAUAAAUCAUCUCCUGGGUGCGCCAUUCUCGGUCCAUGCAAAGACUGAGAAAAUUGGUAUUGCAUUUGAUCCCAAGAAAGUCUGGCACUUCGACCUGGCGAAGGUUCCAACUGUCCAUUCAUUGACUGUGCAAUUAUCUGACAGGACUCCAGAGGACAACAUGAUGGUUUUAUUUUAUCAGAAUGCCAUCGAGGUGUUUGAACUCUUUGUCAAGGAGAUGGUGGUCGCCAGGAAGAGGCAGAAGGCAGAAAAAAUAGAGGAUCAAGAGAAUUCUACCGUCAAUUCCGAGCGGACGCAGGCUCUCAGUAUUACGAAUAAAACGCGGGGAAGUCUGUGCCUGGUUGGUCGGCCUUCUACGAGGACUCCUCCCGAGGAGGAUGUCAGGACGCCCGGGGUACCUAAAAAUUCAGCUGAACACGCUGUGCUUGAAUUACGAGCCCUCCGUAUGAAAUUCAUUCCAAAAUUGACGACUAUGUUCCCUCCGUCGAAAAUUCAUCCAAAAUAUAGGAGUGUUAACUGUAUCAAAACUCCAACGACAACUCCUUCGAUGAUACCCUCGAUAAAAUACUCGGUCAUCUCAGAAGCUCCACCCGUGGCAUCUCCUAAUGCCAGCAAGUUGAACACUGAAAAAAUAACUCCACCUGAGGAAAUUUCUCACAAGGCCUCGGUCAUCUCAGAAGCUCCACCAGUGGCAUCUCCUAGUUCCAGCAAGUUAGCCACUGAAAAAAUAAUUCGACUUCGGGAAAUUUCUCGGAAGGCCUUGGCCAUCCCAAAGCCUCCACCAGUCUCUGCAAGUUCUAGCACACGGGCAACUGACAAAAUGAUAAAACUGCAAAAAAUUUCCAAAAAUCUGGAGAAUCCUAAAAAUAAAUCUCACUCAAAAUUGACUACACCCAGUCCCCAGGAAAUUCCCACAUCUCCUCCCACACGAAUGUCUCCAGUUACCAAGAAACGGAGCUCUAGCGAAAUAACUGGAUUUGCAGAAAUUUCCAAAAAAUUCAAGACUGAAAAGGAUGAGUCAGUGAGCAGAAAAUGGAGUGCUGACAAAAUAAUUCGACUCCGCGGAAUUCAAAAACUAACCUUAGGAAAAUCAACAGUAGUCAGACCCAAGGAAAUACCGACACCCCAAAUUUAAAUAAUGGCACCAAUAAAAU